Molecule: messenger RNA, 811 nt
Organism: Caenorhabditis angaria
Lineage: Eukaryota; Metazoa; Nematoda; Chromadorea; Rhabditida; Rhabditidae
Source: the annotation of a GenBank genome assembly
AUGGCAGAAAAUGAAAAUCGAAAACGAAUUAUGAAAAAGAUUUUGAUAUUAGGACCAACUAAAGUGAGUUUGUUUUGAAUUUUUUUGAAUUGGGAGUAAUUCAAAAGUUUUAGGCGGGAAAAACAACAUUGGCAACAUUUCUUGGGGAAUAUAUGGGAGAUGAAAUUCGAGAUGAAGAAAACCGAAUAAAUCGAAAAAUGGAAUUAGAAUUCACAGAUAUUUAUCGACCAACAAAAGGUGUUCGAAUUGUUGAAUUUGAAAGUCACGAAUUCCUCUCAAAAGAUGAUAAAGAGGCACAUGAAAAUGAACAUGGAAGAAUUAUGGAUGUUGAAAUUCAAUUAUGGGAUGUCAGUGGGGAUAGAAAAUAUGAAGAUUGUUGGCCGGCAAUCAAAGAAAAUGUGAAUGGUGUUAUAUUAGUUGCAAAUCCAGAAGAACAUUCGGGGAAGGAUUUAUUGAUUUGGUAUCAAGAAUUUGUUGAAAAAGAGAGAUUAGAUCAAAAAAUGGUUAUGGUUUUGUUGAAUGAACAAGGACCAAAGAAAACUAAUCAUGAAUUAGUUUCUGCUUUUGAGUAAAAUUUUUAAAAAAUAUUAGGUAUGAUUUUUUUGACAAGCAACAGGAAAGUUUCAGAAUUCAACCGCAACUUCACGGAGUUUCCCAUGUUGCUUGUCAUUUUGGAUCAGAGGGAUUGAGCUUAAAACAAGAAGUUAAUAAUUUCUUGGUUAAAAUAAUGAUGGGAGGUCAAUCACAAUCCGAAACAGUGGAAAAUGUAAAUAUUAUGGAGGAUAUUGAAGAAGAUGAAGAUGAUUUCUAA